Messenger RNA from Propithecus coquereli (Coquerel's sifaka), 1488 nucleotides. RefSeq names its product polymerase (DNA directed), gamma 2, accessory subunit (gene POLG2). NCBI's taxonomy places the organism in Eukaryota, Metazoa, Chordata, Mammalia, Primates, Indriidae. Gene Ontology annotation, biological process: mitochondrial DNA replication. Gene Ontology annotation, cellular component: mitochondrion; cytoplasm. The transcript has 8 exons. Bases 97 to 1488 code for a protein of 463 amino acids. The record is from RefSeq and is a predicted model, not a curated record.
CCUGAUCCGUCGCCGCUACCGGUUCUGCUGCCGUUGUGGCGGUUUAUUGGGAUCAGCCGACUGAUGGAAGCUUGUGCUCUUUAACUCCUGAAGGAGAUGCGGUCUCGUGCAGCAGUCAGAGCCUGCCAUAAGGUCUGCCGGUGCCUGCUGUCUGGGUUUGGCGGGCGAGUAGAUGGGGGGCAGCCGGAGCAGUUGACGGAAAGCAGUAGCUCUCGCGGAGGGCACCUGGGAUCGCACGCUGAGCUCCCCCGGGACGGCGAGCCGACCGAAGCCCCCGAGUCUGGAGAGGCAAGCGAGGAGCUCUUAGAGAUCUGUCAGAGAAGGCAUUUCCUAAAUGGAACCAAGAGGCAGCUUAGCCGAGAUUCUCUUCUGAGCGGGUGCCACCCUGGCUUUGGACCCUUGGGCAUAGAGUUGCGGAAGAAUCUUGCCUCAGAAUGGUGGUCCUCGGUGGUGGUGUUCAGGGAACAGGUCUUCCCUGUGGACGCCCUCCACCACGAACCAGGCCCUUCACUGCCCGGGGACAGUGCCUUCAGGUUAGUCUCUGCAGAAACUCUACGAGAAAUCUUGCAAGACAAAGAGCUGAGUGAGGAACAGCUAGUGGCUUUUCUUGAGAACUUAUUAAAAACUUCUGGGAAACUACGGGAGAACCUUUUUCACGGUGCCUUGGAGCACUAUGUAAAUUGCCUGGAGCUGGUAAACAAGAGGCUACCUUACGGCCUUGCUCAAAUUGGAGUGUGUUUUCAUCCUGUUUCUGACACUAAGCAGAUACCUGAUGGUGUUAAAAGAAUUGGUGAGAAGACUGAAGCUUCAUUGGUGUGGUUUACUUCUCCAAGAACUUCAAGCCAAUGGCUUGAUUUCUGGUUACGUCAUCGACUCCUGUGGUGGAGAAAGUUUGCUGUGAGUCCAUCCAACUUCAGCAGCAGUGACUGUCAGGAUGAAGAGGGACGGAAAGGAAACAAACUUUACUACAAUUUUCCCUGGGGAAAGGAACCAAUUGAAACCCUGUGGAAUCUAGGAGACCAUGAACUUUGUGUUCUGUCUAUAAAUGGGGAUCUAGACCAAGGCGUGCUGGCCUACCUCUACGAUUCUUUCCAGCUGACAGAGAAUUCCUUUACAAGAAAGAAAAAUCUUCAUAGAAAGGUACUUAAACUCCACCCUUGUCUAGCCCCUGUUAAGGUUGCUUUGGAUGUGGGAAGAGGCCCAACAGGGGAACUGAGACAGGUUUGUCAAGGGGUAUUUAAUGAAUUACUAGAAAAUGGGAUUUCUGUGUGGCCUGGUUAUUUGGAAACUGUACCAUCCUCAUUGGAACAGCUUUAUUCAAGGUAUGAUGAAAUGAGUAUUCUCUUCACAGUUUUGAUUACUGAAACUACUUUGGAAAAUGGAUUAAUACAGCUGAGAAGUAGAGACACCACAAUGAAGGAAAUGAUGCAUAUAUCCAAAUUAAAAGACUUUUUAAUCAAGUAUAUAUCAUCGGCUAAGAAUGUAUAG